Salvelinus fontinalis (brook trout) is the source of this 6693-nucleotide messenger RNA. Its product is annotated as rho GTPase-activating protein 40-like. Gene Ontology annotation, biological process: signal transduction; regulation of actin filament polymerization; regulation of small GTPase mediated signal transduction. The coding region runs from base 1518 to 3638 and encodes 706 amino acids. The transcript is spliced from 15 exons. Lineage: Eukaryota; Metazoa; Chordata; Actinopteri; Salmoniformes; Salmonidae. Gene Ontology annotation, cellular component: cytoplasm. The record is from RefSeq and is a predicted model, not a curated record. Gene Ontology annotation, molecular function: GTPase activator activity.
UCCGACGAUGGGUAGUUUGUGCUCGCCGGAAUGUUUGUUUUUUCGCAUCAACCAAAGAUAAUAAGAGGAGACAAGAUGAGUUUGAUCUGUUUAUAGUGUGCAUGUUGAAGGGGGAGUGUCAUCUACGAUCAUCCACUUCCCUUCAUUCACUUCCGGGAAGUUUACCUGAAAGAUAAGUGAACCAUAAUUCCUUCACCUCAUUAUAACAUAGUUGGUCUGACAGACGUUUACGUGACACCCAGAAUGCAUUGUAUAAUGUCAACAAACAUAGUGCCACACAUAGCAGGCAAAUAGUUUAGCAUUAGCUCAUUAUAAUCAGUACAAACUAAAAAAGCAUUUUACACACAUCAUAGGUGUCCAAUACAAUCUAUGCAAUCAUCGGAAUGCAUUAUUUGUUACCAGUUCUUGUAAAUGUGAAUAAAACUGUAAAUACGUUAUGCUACAUACAUACAUACACUACCGUUCAAAAGUUUGGGGUCACUUCGAAAAGUCCUUGUUUUUUGUCCAUUUAAAAUAACAUCAAAUUGAUCAGCAAUACAGUGUAGACAUUGUUAAUGUUGUAAAUGAAUAUUGUAGCUGGAAACGGCUGAUCUUUAAUGGAAUAUCUACAUAGGCGUACAGAGGCCCAUUAUCAGCAACCAUCACUCCUGUGUUCCAAUGGCACGUUGUGUUAGCUAAUCCAAGUUUAUCAUUUUAAAAGGCCGUAGCAUAACAAAAUGUGGAAAAAGUCAAGGGGUCUGAAUACUUUCCGAAUGCGCUGUACAUCUGGUGUUUCUUUGUCAAACGGUUUGGUUAUAUUUCAGUGUUCUGUAAUGUAUACAAAGUGUAAUAUUUGGAUGCCAACAAAACAUUGAAUAGAUUUCUACUCUAUAUCUGACAUGGUACAGGUGUCUUAUUUUUUUAAGCCCAUAAUCAUGUGUGAGAGGUGUACUUUUGUUUCAACGUAUAUUUGUUUAAGACUAAGAAACACUCUGUGUGACCCUGAUUUAGCCCCCUGCAGUAAAAGUAACCUACUGUCCAUACCAAACACAAUUUAUCAUACUAAUUUGAGUGUCCCGGAUUUACAUUUACUAUGUUACGUCUAUCAUACUAAAUGUAUAUUUUUUGUCAAAUAUAAUAUAUUUUGCUCUGAGACCAGGCUGCAUUGGUAGGUGGGAGUGUUGUAGACCCACUGGUUAGACUCAGCUAGGCAUGCUGCCCACAACCCCCAGCCCCCUAUCCCUGUAACCAUCAGCCCGGCCUUCUCCUUUCCUGUCUCAGGAUGCGACGGACAGCGUGACGUCCCACUAACACAGUGAGACCAAUGAAACAGUCCCUGUCCUAACUUCCUUGCUGACUGUAAUGUGUUUACGGCCUGAGGCGAUUACAAGGAAGCAGCUUGCAGAGUGGAGCGAGUGGGGAAGGCCGGAGGCAGCUAGGCAGGAGGCAGCUGCUGUUUCCUAUACUACUACGCUGCAGCAGGCAGCAUUAGCAGCAACAAUCACAGCCUACCUGGGGUAGAAAGGGAGACGGGCAGGAUGCCAUUGUGGAGAAGUGGCUCCCGGGCCAGGCAGCGAGGCUCAGAAAAAGCCAAUGGACCACCCACGCCCAAGGCCAGGAGCCCCAGUCCCUCCGAGAUGAACGGUAAGCCCUGGGACAGGCCAAGCUACCAGGACCAAGCUGCAGCGGAAGACACACAGGACAAAUGUACAGCGUCCCACCAGGAACCACAACAACAGCACCCUGACAAACUGUGUCUGGACUCCUUCUGGAGUGAGGUGGAGACCAUACGCAGCCAAGAUAGCGGUUACAUUGACCUUGACACUGACAGCGCCAGUCGAGACUCCAGACACUCUGAAGAGGGGGAGCAAGAGGAGCAGUGGCUCCAGGAUGCAGGUCUGUCCACGCUGAUAAGACAGCAGCAGCAGAGACCAGACAGAGACAGAGACCGGGACCAGGACAGGGAAGACCAGGAUGUUGACCAGGCCAUCCUACUGUCCACUCUGACCCGUACGCAGGCCGCAGCCGUCCAGAGGAGGCUCGAUUCCUACACCCUGUCCCUGAGGAAGAGGAACAAGCCCCCGCCGCGCGACGUCAGGGAUGUCUUUCGGUCGUCACCCUCCUCCAUCGCUCAGACGCCUCUACCAGAGUCUCAAGACGCUGAGCCUAUAGAACCUAGCGCAUCUAUAUCAUCUAUACCAGAGGACAGCAUGGAGACUAUCACCAAGACCCUACUACAAGAGGUCAGCUUGGAGAAGCAGCAUGGAGAAGAUCCUAAAGAGGAUACCUUCAUCACAGACGUGGCGUACUGUGAACAGGCGGCCAUCUUGUUGAAACAGGCCAUGCUGCCACAGAUACAGAACAGCGGCCGGAAGAGGAAGGAGGACGGAACACUGCCUAGGAUGACCUGCCCUCAGUGUCGUCUGGGCGUGACUCGUAUCCAGGACCUGUCCAAUCAGGACAUGAAGAAAGUUCGUCAGCUGGCCCUCAUCGAAAUGACAGCGCUCUGCGACCUGCUGGAGCUCGACGUGAAGAGACACAAAACCUACAAGAGGAAGAUACGAGAGAGUGCCCUGUAUGGGGUUCCCCUGGCCACGCUGUUGGAGAAUGAUCAGAAAGUCAGGCCCACGGCCACCACUCCUCUCAUCCUGCAGGCGCUGCUCUCUUUCCUGGAGAAGCGAGGAGUCGACUCAGAAGGCAUUCUGCGGGUUCCAGGCUCUCAGUCCAGAAUCAAGAAGUUGCAGCAGGAUCUGGAGCAGAACUUCUACAGUGGAGGAUUCAGUUGGGAAGAGGUCAGCCCUAACGACGCUGCAGCGUUGGUGAAGAAGUUUAUUCGAGAGCUGCCUUCUCCACUGCUCACCACAGAGCUCCUCAACACAUUCAGCGCCGUCAGGGACGUCCCUGAGCUGAAACAGAAGCUACAUGUUCUGAACCUUCUCAUUCUUCUACUGCCUGAACCUAACAGAAACACACUAAAGGCUCUGUUGGAGUUCCUGAGUAAGGUGGUGUCCAGAGAGAGGAGGAACCGCAUGAACCUGUGGGCCGUGUCCACCAUCAUGGCCCCUAACCUGUUCCUCCACAAAGCCGUGCCCUCCCGCCUCACUGACGGGGGGCCAGGGGUGGAGAAGGGACAGGCCGAGAAGGCUGCUGACAUCAUGAGGCUCCUCAUACGCUACCAGGACUUGCUCUGGACCAUCCCGAACUUCCUGAUGAGCCAGGUGCGAAAACUGAAUGAGAACCGGAACCGGAGGUACCAGUUCUACGACCGACGCAUCAAGAACCUGCUGAGGAAAAUACACCAGGACAGCAAGGACAAACCUGACAAGAACUCAUCAGAGGUAGGCUCAGAGCCGUGUCGUACAGUGAAGAUCCAGGUGGGAGAUCUGAUGAGCAGCACCAUGGAGGUGCAGGUUAACAUCAGCUCUACGGCUUCAGACCUGCUGGCUCAGUUCCACAGGCACCUCUGCAGCUCCGACAACACCAAGAGGAACGGUUCGGUGUCCCACCCGGACUGUGCCAUCUAUGAAGUGGGAGGAAAUAUCGGUGAACACUGCCUAGACCCAGAGACCCAUCUCCUGGACCUGUACAACACCAACCCCAGUGGGGAGUGGGUCAUCAAACUGAAACCACUGGUCACCGCCAGGGGGCUGCACCAAUAAGAGACCGCCGCAGGCAAAGGGAGAGUCUUCAAGAUCUUCAAGAGCCAGCCAGAGGAGGAGGGCGACCAGGAGGAGGAAGCUGCUGCUGCUGUUAAAAAACAAACCACCUCAAGACUGAGCCCUCUCUCCCCCUUUCCUCUGCUCAAUGCAGGGGAGACCAGACUAGGAGGUGCAACGCAGAGAGAGAGACAGAGAGGGAGAGAUACUGCUCAAAAACACUCCACCUCCACACCUUCAGAUGGAAGAGAGGCUGAGGCUGCUUCUUGGCUUGUCAGCUCUCAGCCAAUCACCUCCCAGCACCCGCAGGAACCCAGAUCUGGGUAUCUGAUGCACCGCUGCUUACAACAGUAGCCACAGAGUCUCUCUCACUCCCUCUCUCUCACUCUCUCUCUUUCUUUUUUCUAGCUCUCCAUUCCUUCUUCUCUGACAUUUGAUCACAAAAGGAAUGGGAGUGGAACAUGUACAGUAUAUCUGUUUUCCUUUUUUUUCCUCUUUCACAGGGGGACAGUCAGAGACUCGAAUGAGCUGAUAGCCCUAUGUCCUGUCCCUUGUGUAGGACUUUGGCUCUGUUCUUUCUGGGGCCUUUGGGCCCUGUCCCUGUAGACUCUCAAUAGGAGCCCUAAUCAGAGCAGAGGACAGAGAUCCUUCUUCUCUUUUAAGGGAUCAAAGGUCAGCCUUUAAGACAUUACUACUGAACCUCUAAAGGGAACUGUUGUUUAAUAACAGAGAGUGAAGCUGGACUUCGUUUCUGUUUUCUCAUUUUUGUUUUUGAUGAAUGAAGGAUUUUAAGUAUUGAAUCUGGCGAUGGAUUGAUUGACUAUUUAUAAUUGAUUGGAUGUGUCUAUCUGUAUGUACGUGUAUGUAGUCAUGAAUGUCCUUUGAAAUGAAUAGGUAUGUUUGUUGCUGAAAUAGUUAAUAACAUAAGUCAUGUUAGCUCAUCCAGUCUUUUGGGGGGCUUUUACAGUGUUCUUGCUCUUAUACAGUACCUUUGUUGAUGAGUUGUAUUUUGAUCCACCUCUGCAUCCCUCCUUUUCUAUUUCUAUUACCCAUUUGUCAUCCGUUCCUCUUUAAAAUACAUUUCAUACAGUUCCAGUCAAAAGUUUGAACACACCUACUCAAGUGUUAAACAAAUGAAAAUAUAUUUUAUAUUUGAGAUUCUUCAAAGACUGUUGGAAAAGCAUUCCAGGUGAAGCUGGUUGAGAGAAUGCCAAAAAGUGUGCAAGCUGUCAUCAAGGCAAAGGGUGGCUACUUUGAAGAAUCUCAAAUAUGAAAUAUAUUUGUAUUUGUUUAACACUUUCUUUGGUUACUACAUGAUUCCAUAUGUGUUAUUUCAUAGUUGUGAUGUCUUCGCUAUUAUUCUACAAUGUGGAAAAUAGUAAAAAUAAAGAAAACCCCUUGAAUGAGUAGGUGUGUCCAAACUUUUGACUGGCACUGUAUAUGAAAUAUAUUAAUAGUGUUUACACGUUUUUGAUGACGCUCAGAUGUUAGAAUCAGUAUGCACCACCAUCAGUGGAGGCUGUUGAUGAAAGGACGACUCAUAGUAAUAGCUGGAAUGGAGAUAAUGGAAUGCUAUCAAACAAAUGGAACCUAUGUGUUUGAUGUAUUUGAUACCAUUCCAAUGAUUCCUAUCCAGCCAUUACCACGAGCCUGUCCUAAGGUGCCACCAACCUCCUGUGACCACCAUGUACAUUAUCUUCCACAACAUGACAACCUACCAUGAAUUUACAGUGGGGUCUGAAAUGAUUGAUAAAGAUGAGCAAAAAUGACUGUAUGAAAUAAAUAAUUCAAAAUACUGAGCUAUAUUGUAUACUAAAGAAAUUGGGAAAUGAUAUUAUUUUAUACUAAUAGAAUUGUUCAGAGAACGAGAUUUUGUGUAACAAAUAAUAUUAUGACCAUUUAUUUGUGGAUUUUGAUGUGUGCUUGAGGUUAUUCUCUUGAUGGACGAUCUACUUCCGGCCAAGUUUCUGCCUCCUAACAGAGGCAAUCAAGUUUGGGCUAAAAUGUCCUGGUAUUGGGUGAAGUCCAUGAUUACGUUGACCUUAACAAGGGCCUUAGGACCAGUGGAAGCAAAUAACCCCAUAACAUCAAAGAUCCACCACCAUAUUUUGCAGUAGGUACAGUGCCUUCGGAAAGUAUUCAACCCCCUUGACUUUAUCCACAUUUUGUUGAGUUACAAAGUGGAAUUAAAAUGUAUUUCAUUUAAUAAAUAAAAAAAUGAUCUACACAAAAUACUCAUGUCAAAGUGGAAGAAAAAUUUUAACAUUAUUUUUUAAAUCUAUAAGAAAUAAAACUAAUAUGUCUUCAUUAGAUAAUUAUUCAACCCCCUGAGUUAGAAACACCUUUAGAAGCAAUUACAGAUGUGAGUCUUUUUGGGUAAUUACACAUGUGUAAGAGCUUUGCACACCUGGAUUGUACAACAUUUGCCCAUCAUUCUUUAAAAAAUGAUUCAACCUCUGUCAAGUUGGUUGUUGAUCAUUGCCAGAUAACCAUUUGCAUGUCUAGCCAUAGAUUUUCAAGCAAAUUUAAUUCCAAACUGAAGCACGGCCACUCAGGAACAUUCAAUGUCAACUUGGUAAGCAACCAAACUGUAGAUUUGGCCUUGUCAUUUGUCUCCCAGUGUCUAUUGGAAAGCAGACUGAACCAAGUUCUCCUUUAGGAUUUUACCUGUGCUUAGCUCUAUUCCAUUUUCUUUAAUCCAAAAAAUAAUUAUCUUGUCCAUGCCGAUGACAAGCAUACCCAUAACAUGAUGCAGCCGCCACUAAUGCUUGCAAAUAUGAGUGGUACUCAGUGAUGUGUUGUCUUGGAUUUGACCCAAACAUAAUGCUCAGUAUUCAGGACAAAAUGUUAAUGUCUUUGCCACAUUUUUUGCAGUAUGACUUUAGUGCCUUUUUUCAAACAGGAUGCAUGUUUUGGAAUAUUUUCGUUUUGUACAGGCUUCCUUCUUUUCACUUUGUAAUUUAGGUUAGUAUUGUGGAGUGACUACAAAGUUGUCAAUCCAUCCUAAAUUUUUUCCUUUCACAGCCAUUAAACUCUGUUUUAAAAUGUUGUUUUAAAA